CCUGAAUCAAACUCCCCUUUUGACCUUCAAGCUGUCAACUUCGACUUAGAUUUCUGUCUCGGCCAUCAGAUCCUACUGGGGAGUCGGUGACUAUUCUCAUUGAGCCCAGCCCCCCCUCCGAAAAAGGUCAUGGAAGCUGCGGCCAGCUAAGGUUCUCCUCCUUUCGAAGCCCGGAUAUCGACACGAACCAAGAAGCAACGCUGCUAUAUACAUGCGAUCUUGAAACGCCACAAGCUUCAGUCCUUGCGCCAGCCACAUCCUGAAAAGCACCAAGCCACCGAACAUCGCCCGAUUCGUUACCUAUAAUCCUCCGACACAAUGAGUUCUAGCGGGGGAGAUGCGAAAUUGUUCGCAAGGGGCAAAGUUGCCGAACUGCGCCAGGAGCUCAACAGCGGUGGAAAGAAGGACAAAAACCACUCGGCCAAGAAGAUCGCCCUCAAGAAGAUUGUCGCAAACAUGACUAUGAGCAACAACGAUAUGGUGGCCUUAUUUCCAGAUGUGAUCGGUUGCAUGAACCUGCCCAGUUUGGAGAUUAAGAAGAUGUGCUUCCUGUUUCUCGUCAACUACUCAAGGGCGAAGCCGGAGAUUGCACUGAAGGCGCUGCCGAUUCUGGUCGAUGACAUGGAGGACUCCAACCCACUCGUGCGUGCUCUGGCUCUACGGACAAUUUCGUACGUUCACGUCCGCGAGUUUGUCGAAGCCACUAUUGCACCGGUCAAGCGAUUGAUGCAAGAUAUGGAUCCCUACGUUCGCAAGACGGCUGCGUUUUGCGUCGCGAAGCUCUACGAGCACGAUAAGAAGAUGGUCGAGAGCUCCGACCUAAUUGAUCGAUUGAAUAGUAUGCUUAAGGACGAGAACCCGACGGUGGUUUCCAGUGUCCUUGCCUCCUUGGUGGAUAUCUGGGGUCGCAGCGAAUCAAUCUCUCUCACCAUUGACUACGCCAGUGCCUCGAAGCUGGUCUCGAUCCUGCCAGACUGCUCUGAGUGGGGUCAAUCGUACAUCCUCGAGGCAUUGAUGUCGUAUGUCCCUCAAGACUCUGCAGAAGCGCUUUUACUGGCGGAGCGCAUCGCUCCCCGUUUGUCGCAUUCCAACUCCGCCGUCGUCCUGACCUCGAUCCGGGUCAUUCUUUACCUCAUGAACUACAUCGCCGACGAGAGACAUGUCACAUCUCUAGCGAAAAAGCUGUCGCCACCCCUAGUCACCCUUCUCUCCAAGCCUCCAGAAGUUCAGUACCUGGCUCUCCGCAACGCCAUCCUUAUUCUACAGAAGAGACCUGAAGUCUUGCGGAACGAUAUCCGUGUCUUCUUCUGUAACUACAAUGAUCCGAUCUACGUCAAAGUGACGAAGCUCGAAUUGAUAUUCAUGCUAACCACGAAAGAGAAUAUUUCCGUGGUGCUGGCGGAGCUCAGAGAGUAUGCCACAGAAAUCGACGUUCAUUUCGUACGCAAGGCAGUGCGCGCCAUCGGCAAGCUGGCGAUCAAGAUUGAAUCGGCCGCACGACAAUGUAUCGACACCCUCCUUGACCUGGUCAACGCAAAGAUUCCCUACAUCGUCCAGGAAGCGACCGUUGUCAUCCGCAACAUCUUCCGCAAAUACCCCAACCAAUAUGAAAAUAUCAUCAGCAACGUGAUCCAGAACAUUGAUGAACUCGAUGAGCCCGAGGCCAAGGCUGCCAUCAUCUGGAUCAUUGGACAAUACGCAGACCGCAUCGAGAACUCCGACGGACUCCUUCAAGACUACCUCGCCACCUUCCACGACGAAACCAUUGAGGUUCAACUUGCCUUACUGACAGCAACAGUCAAAUUCUUCAUCCAACGCCCAACCAAGGGUCAGCAGCUGGUCCCCCAAGUUCUGAAGUGGUGCACCGAGGAGACAGAUGAUCCUGAUCUCCGCGACAGAGGAUACAUGUACUGGCGCCUACUCUCCACCGACCCGGCUGCUGCCAAACAAGUCGUCAUGGGUGAGAAACCGCCGAUCAGCGCAGAGAGCGAGAAGCUGGACCCGAAAACCCUCGAAGAGCUCUGCUUGAAUGUUGGCACGCUGGCUACGGUGUAUCUGAAGCCCGUCCAACAGGUCUUCCGCUCUGCGCGGACAAGACGGCUACAGUACAGUCCGGCCCUGCAGAAACCGAAAGAAGAAGUCAGCAGCGCCGCGUGGCAGUUCCCUGCUGCCCCAGCCCAGCUCACAGCGAGUCCCACUGCGGCCACGAACCCCACUGGAUUCCCGAUGACCGGGGCGGGCGGUGGCCCCGUCGACAUGAACGCAGCCGUCAGUGCCGCGGACAAUUACUUCAAUAGCGUCGGUAGUCAGCAGAUGGCGGCGCUUGACCUCGGCGGCCGUGGGGAUGGCGGUGCCGGCGGCGGCGGCGCUUCCCAAACACAGUAUGUCGUCAACCAGAACCAACAGCAGGUCUAUCAACCCCAGUUGGCCGGCGGGGCUGCUACGGGCGAGUUGUUGCUGCUAUAAUACCAUUUUCCUUCUCAUAUCGCCGCCACCCUCCUUCUCUAGGAUACUUUUUUUGGCUUUUCCCAUCUGCUUUCAUCCUUUGAGCGAUGCCAGUUAAUCGCAGGCAGGGACUUGUGAUACCUCUUACUAUUGUUACUAUUUCAUACAUGUAUCAUUUUAACUACUGCAAAAUGUAAAGAAGGACGAAGUUGGAU
Aspergillus homomorphus CBS 101889 is the source of this 2660-nucleotide messenger RNA. RefSeq names its product putative AP-2 adaptor complex subunit beta. Gene Ontology annotation, cellular component: membrane coat. The transcript has 7 exons. Gene Ontology annotation, molecular function: clathrin binding. NCBI's taxonomy places the organism in Eukaryota, Fungi, Ascomycota, Eurotiomycetes, Eurotiales, Aspergillaceae. The record is from RefSeq and is a predicted model, not a curated record. Bases 319 to 2466 code for a protein of 715 amino acids. Gene Ontology annotation, biological process: vesicle-mediated transport; intracellular protein transport.